AUGGCGCCACCUUGCGCGGAUCCGCGGCAGAUUGUCAUCACCUUGAACCCCGCAAGGCGAAAGGCUCUGCUGGCUCUUGUUCAAGGCAUCAUCUCGUAUAUGAUUUCCGAGCUGGAGACGCAUCCUGAUGAACUUGGCUCCAUUGCUCCAGACGAUGAAGGCAACGACUACGAUGAAUCGCCUCCUCCAUACUCGGCUGAAAAGCCGGGCAGCAACUCUGCCUCUCAAGAUGGCAAGUCUCGAGGUCUACCACAGCCGAGAUUCAAGACGGCCAGACAGGCGGAGAAAUCCGUAAGCGCAGCUCUGACAUACACCCUCGAAUGGAGGGAUGAAGUCGUGUCCAAGCUCGAGGAGAUUGUCAACGUCGAGGAUACGCCAAAGAUUACCGCGGAGAGAAAAGCCAGGCGGGAAGCGUUGGAUAAGAAGCAGCUCGAAGCGCCUAAUAGCGAUCACCAGCUCGUGGAUAUAGACGGCGUCCCAGUCGAUGCGACAGAGGAUAUCUCUGCGUUGCAAUCGGCGUACAAACCGAUACCUACUAGGCUGACGACUAUCCCUGUCGAGGAUCGAGAAGAGGCGCUCACCUGCAUCUUGCUGUUGCUCCUCUCCACCGGCAAAUAUUCUGCCCAUUCCCGCGCCCUGGUGCUCUAUCUCGCCUCAUCAUUGGAGCUUUCCCAGACCUUUCUUAAUAGGACUGAAGCAGAGAUCGCCAUGUCCCUCAUGGAAUCGUCCACGGCCAACAACGAUCAGAAAGAAGCCAUGUCUGCAGACGCCGAGGCGGCCAAACGACGACAGCAGAACAAGGUCAGCCGCUUCUGGAAAGUCGGCUUGGCGUCCGUGGCCGGCGCUGCGGUGAUAGGAGUCACUGGAGGACUGGCUGCUCCGCUUGUUGCGGGAGCUAUUGGAAGUGUGCUGGGAGGCGUCGGCUUGGGAGGAGUGGCAAGCUUUCUCGGCAUCUUUUGGAUGAACGGGGCGUUGGUUGGGACACUUUUCGGAGCAUAUGGUGCCAAGAUGACUGGCGAAAUGAUGGACAACUAUGCGAAAGAGGUUGAGGACUUCCGCUUCCUUCCUCUCAGAGAUGACGCUACAACAGACGACCCAGAGAACAUCACCAAAGAGCAAAAAGAACAGCGCCGCCUCCGCGUCACCAUAGGAAUCAACGGCUGGCUCAACUCGGAAGACGACAUCACGAAGCCCUGGCGCAUUCUGAGCACGGACACGGAAGUCUUUGCUCUGCGGUACGAGAUGAAAGUGCUUCUUACUCUCGGCACCGCCCUAGGCGAUCUCGUUCGUUCGUUUGCCUGGAAGGCGUUUAAAGCCGAAGUCAUCAAGCGGACCGUUUUGGCGACGCUCUGGGCCGCCCUCUGGCCGAUCCAGAUGCUGGCCCUGGCUUCCAACGUGGACAAUCCGUUCAAUCGCGCGAGUAACCGGUCUCGAAAAGCUGGACAGCUUCUUGCCGAUGCACUCAUCAACAGGGUCCAAGGGGAGAGGCCGGUGACGCUCGUUGGCUAUUCUCUUGGUGCGACUACGAUUCAUGCCUGUUUACAGUCUCUCGCUGAGCGCCAUGCAUUUGGCUUGGUUGAUACGGUCGUCAUUAUUGGCACGCCAGCUCCCUCUGAUCCGGCUCACUGGCGGGCGAUUCGACCUGUUGUCUCUGGAAAGAUUUUCAAUGUCUAUUCUGAGAAUGACAUGGUCUUGGGCUUCGUCUACCGAAUGCACAGCCUCGCGCUUGGUGUUGCCGGUCUGCAGCCUAUCAAGGAUGUCAAUGGAAUCGUCAAUGUGGACUUGAGCGAGAGCGUCAGCGGCCAUCUUCGGUAUUCUUCUCUCACGGGCGAGAUCCUGCGCAAAUGCGGCUUCGUCAACGUCAGGGCUGGGAAGGACAUUGAGAAGGACGACGUCAUUCAGCUGAAGGACAAAGAAGAAGACCUAAUUGACUUUGGCGACGGCCCCGACCACAAGCUUAGCGAUGCCGACAAGUCGGCCGAAGCUCUCCAGGCCCUGACAAUCAGCCCCUCGAGUCUCAAGCCGCAACCCAACCCGCCUCUUCCCAAACGUCCGACCAACGACCUUGACGACCUUGAAAGACCGAGCCUUCCUCCCCGGAAAACCGACUCCGUGCCUCCAGUCAUGCAAGGCACGGAGGAAGAAGAGGAGGAGGAGCAGCCUCCUCCCUUGCCGAGGCGCCAGACGGCCUCGGCCCCCCCUUUGCCGGAGCUGAGGAUCCCGCGACGGCCGGUUCCGGGGAGAAACAUGGUGGAGGAGGAGCCGCAAUAUGAUUCUGAUGAUGAACGACAUGUGUCCAUCUUGAUGGUGGAUAAUGAUGGGGAUGAUCAUUGA
Molecule: messenger RNA, 2334 nt
Organism: Trichoderma citrinoviride
Lineage: Eukaryota; Fungi; Ascomycota; Sordariomycetes; Hypocreales; Hypocreaceae
Product: DUF726-domain-containing protein
Exons: 2
Coding region: 1-2334 (777 amino acids)
Source: RefSeq, a predicted model, not a curated record